This is a messenger RNA of Exaiptasia diaphana, 2180 nucleotides long. RefSeq names its product cleavage and polyadenylation specificity factor subunit 3. Lineage: Eukaryota; Metazoa; Cnidaria; Anthozoa; Actiniaria; Aiptasiidae. The transcript is spliced from 27 exons. Gene Ontology annotation, biological process: mRNA 3'-end processing by stem-loop binding and cleavage. The record is from RefSeq and is a predicted model, not a curated record. Gene Ontology annotation, molecular function: RNA binding; RNA endonuclease activity; 5'-3' exonuclease activity. Gene Ontology annotation, cellular component: mRNA cleavage and polyadenylation specificity factor complex. Bases 13 to 2079 code for a protein of 688 amino acids.
CUUAGUUCCAAGAUGGCGGCCUCAGUGAAAAGAAAAGCUGAAGGAACCAUUCCUCCCGAAGAGAGUGAUUUACUGCGAAUAACACCUCUUGGUUCUGGUCAGGAAGUUGGGAGAUCAUGCCAUUUUCUUGAAUUCAAAGGAAAAAAAGUUCUACUUGAUUGUGGUAUUCAUCCUGGUAUGACAGGAGUUGAGUCAUUACCAUUUCUUGAYGAGAUAGACACAGCUGAGAUAGACCUUCUUCUUAUUAGUCAUUUUCAUCUUGAUCAUUGUGGGGCUYUACCAUGGCUGCUUGAGAAGACAACUUUCAAAGGAAGAGUGUUCAUGACUCAUGCUACAAAAGCAAUCUACAGAUGGCUGCUUUCUGAUUAUGUCAAAGUCAGUAAUAUAGCUGUUGAGGAUAUGCUGUAUUCAGAGUCUGACCUAGAGAAAAGCAUGGACAAAAUAGAGACAAUACACUUUCAUCAGGAAAAAGAAGUUGGUGGGAUCAAGUUCUGGUGCUACCAUGCUGGACAUGUACUUGGGGCAGCCAUGUUUAUGAUUGAGAUUGCUGGGGUCAAGAUAUUAUACACAGGGGAUUUCUCAAGGCAAGAAGACAGACAUUUGAUGGCAGCAGAAAUACCAACCAUUACACCUGAUGUCCUUAUAGUUGAAUCAACAUAUGGUACUCACAUCCAUGAAAAACGUGAAGAUAGAGAAUCUCGCUUUACAGGAACUGUUCAUGAUAUUGUCAAUAGAGGUGGACGUUGCUUGAUUCCUGUGUUUGCCCUUGGUAGAGCACAGGAGCUGUUGCUGAUCUUAGAUGAAUAUUGGCAAAACCACCCCGAGCUUCACGAUAUCCCAAUAUACUAUGCUUCACAACUGGCUAAGAAGUGCAUGUCAGUGUUUCAGACUUAUGUUAAUGCGAUGAAUGAUAAAAUUAAGAAACAGAUUGCUGUUUCAAAUCCAUUUGUAUUCAAACAUAUAUCCAACCUAAAGAGUAUUGAUCAGUUUGAUGACAUUGGACCAUCAGUGGUGAUGGCUAGUCCAGGAAUGAUGCAGAGCGGUCUAUCACGUGAGCUAUUUGAACAGUGGUGUACUGACAGACGUAACGGUGUAAUCAUUGCUGGAUACUGUGUAGAAGGAACUCUUGCUAAGAACCUAAUGGCUGAACCAGAAGAAAUAACAACUAUGUCAGGACAGAAGAUACAGCGGAAGUGUUCUGUUGAUUACAUCUCAUUUUCCGCUCACACAGACUUUGAGCAAACCAGUGAGUUUAUUCGCACGUUAAAACCUCAAAAUAUAAUUCUAGUCCAUGGAGAGAAGAAUGAGAUGGGAAGAUUAAAAGCUGCUUUAAUCAGAGAAUACGAAGACAAUCCCGAACUUAGUAUAGUUGUGCACAAUCCACCAAACUGUCAAAGUGUAGAGCUCUAUUUCAGAGGUGAAAAGAUGGCAAAGGUGAUGGGUCAGAUGGCGAGGGAGAAACCACARCAUGGCAAACAGUUAUCAGGAAUCCUUAUUAAACGAGGUUUUAAUUAUCACCUUAUUGCUCCUGACGAUCUACAGAAUUACACAGAACUUGCAACUAGUGUGCUGACACAGAAACAAUCAGUAGCCUUUCAUGGAGUGUUUUCUGUGCUGAAGCAAUGUUUAGAAAAUCUCGCGGGAAGAGUGGAAGACAUAACUGUGCACGGCAAGGACGCCAUCAAAGUGUUUGGUGCUAUAACAGUCGUGCAAGAAAACCAAAGUGUCYUAAUAGAAUGGACCGCCAACUCUGUCAAUGAUAUGUAUGCUGAUGCUGUCCUUGCUGUAAUUCUACAAGUUGAAUCUAACCCGAUGGCAGCACAAGCUGCUUCUCAAAUGAAGAAAAUUGAUGUCAAUACCUUUCAUGAAAAGUUAAUAACGUUAUUGUCUCGUACCUAUGGCGAAGACCAAGUAGUUUUGUCAGCCCUUGGGGAUGAAAUUACUGUUUACUUUGAUGAGCACAAAGCUGUCAUCAACCUUGACACACUGGAUGUCGACUGUAGUGACGAAAGCCUUAAUCAUCACGUGACCCAUGUAGUUAAACGACUCAACUCGGCGUUCACGCCUUGCUAUGCAUGACGGGAUUCCAUAACGAAAAACAAGAUCAUCCAUUGUUUAGACAAAAACCUGUAUUUUACAAACAUUGUAUAAAUAAAGCUCCUUUGAUAAUAUUUUUUCAA